This is a messenger RNA of Amoebophrya sp. A25, 874 nucleotides long. The record is from the annotation of a GenBank genome assembly. Lineage: Eukaryota; Dinophyceae; Syndiniales; Amoebophryaceae.
CUACAAGAGUUUGGCAAAGGAUGAAGCCAUCGCUUUGAAUAGGCUCGGCGCGAAUAUCAACGCGAAGGCUGUCGGUGGUGCGUGGCUGAUUGAAAAGGGUCUGCAGUCUAGUACCACUUCCGCAAGCGUCGCAUGUGGUGGACUCUGCUCCGGAGUCUCUCGGGAACGAUCGGUCUCACCAGCACGUGGGCGAGCACUGACACUGAAGCGUGGCUCUAUGCAACUACCCAAUGAAGGCGAAGCUGAGGAGCAAGCGGCGAAGGCGAAGCGACAGAAGGCCGAUGAGACGAGCAAAGAGGAACCGGUGGAGAAAUAUCAUGCAGAAGCAGCCGUGGCAAACGGAGCACACUCUAAACAUAGUGUAACGAUACAGCCCCAGAAGGCCAUCCCGCUGACUGCGCGUGAAAUCAAAGCGCGAGCUGCUGCGCUGGACAGGGUUCGUAAGGAUGGCAGCUAUCUGGCAAUUAUCGGGGCAAAAAGAAGGGCAGAUUACGAAGUAGUCCUCGCUGCAGUCAAACAGCAUGGCGCAGCUCUCGAAUACGCUUCGCCAGGACUUCAGGGCGAUCGCAGAGUUGUGCUUGCGGCUGUCAAAAAUGACGGCUAUGCCCUCCGGUACGCUGCUGAAGGACUUCGAGGCGACCGCGACAUAGUCAUGGAGGCUGUGAAGCGGGGAGAAAUUGCCCUCCGGUAUGCGAGCGAAGCACUGAAAGGCGACCGCGGGAUUGUUUUGGAGGCUUUGAGAAGCAAAGGCAAGGUUGGGUUUUUCACAUUUUCGGCUCUUGAGAAUGCCUCCGCGCAGUUUCGAGCAGAUCGUGGGGUGGUCGUAGAAGCUGUGCAAAAAAGAGGCUCCGAACUCCGAGCAGCAUCUGAAGAA